ACCCCCCUCCCUACUAUUUAUACCCUCUCCUCACCCUCCUUUGCUUAGCCUUUUACAAUAGAAACAGAGCUCCCCAAAAUCUCAAACUUCAGAUCUUUUUCUUCAUCUAAGGAAAUUAAAAAAUGGCCGACGCUGAGGAUAUUCAACCCCUCGUUUGUGACAAUGGAACCGGAAUGGUUAAGGCUGGGUUCGCUGGCGAUGAUGCUCCCAGGGCGGUAUUCCCGAGUAUUGUUGGAAGACCCCGACACACCGGUGUCAUGGUUGGUAUGGGUCAGAAGGAUGCCUAUGUGGGUGAUGAAGCACAAUCUAAAAGAGGUAUUCUUACCUUGAAAUACCCAAUUGAGCACGGUAUUGUCAGCAACUGGGAUGAUAUGGAAAAGAUUUGGCAUCACACUUUCUACAAUGAGCUCCGUGUUGCACCUGAGGAACAUCCGGUUCUUCUCACUGAGGCUCCUCUCAACCCUAAGGCUAACAGAGAGAAGAUGACUCAAAUCAUGUUUGAGACCUUUAAUGUUCCUGCCAUGUAUGUUGCCAUCCAGGCCGUUCUUUCCUUGUAUGCCAGUGGUCGUACAACUGGUAUCGUCCUUGAUUCUGGUGAUGGUGUGAGUCACACUGUGCCAAUUUACGAAGGUUAUGCUCUCCCACAUGCCAUCCUCCGUCUGGACCUUGCUGGUCGUGAUCUCACUGAUGCUUUGAUGAAGAUUCUCACUGAGAGAGGGUACAUGUUCACCACCACUGCUGAACGGGAAAUUGUCCGUGACAUGAAGGAGAAACUUGCAUAUGUCGCCCUUGACUAUGAGCAGGAACUCGAGACUUCUAAGAGCAGCUCCUCUGUUGAGAAGAACUACGAGCUUCCUGAUGGUCAGGUAAUCACCAUUGGAGCUGAGAGAUUCCGUUGCCCAGAAGUACUCUUCCAGCCAUCUCUCAUCGGAAUGGAAGCUGCAGGAAUCCACGAGACUACAUACAACUCUAUCAUGAAGUGUGAUGUGGAUAUCAGGAAGGAUCUUUAUGGUAACAUUGUCCUCAGUGGUGGUUCCACUAUGUUCCCUGGUAUUGCAGACCGUAUGAGCAAGGAGAUCACUGCUCUUGCUCCCAGCAGUAUGAAGAUUAAGGUGGUCGCACCUCCGGAAAGAAAGUACAGUGUCUGGAUCGGAGGAUCUAUCCUUGCAUCCCUCAGUACCUUCCAGCAGAUGUGGAUUUCCAAGGGCGAGUACGACGAGUCUGGUCCAUCUAUUGUCCACAGGAAGUGCUUCUAAGCUCUUCAAGUGCGUCAAUGGUGAGUUAUUUUUCAAAUUUAGUUGGCUUUUUCGCGUCAAGUUGUCAUGUGAACUCAAAUAUGGUUGAUGUGGACAAGUAUUGAGGUGGGCUCGGGCGAAGGAGGGUACGGUCUGAUCUUUGAUGUAUCAAACAGCUUUCCAUUUCUCGCUAUUGAUGUUGUUAUUGCCGGAAGUGAGAGACUUUAAUUGUAAUAGUCCCUCUGGAUAGAUACUUUGGUAUUUAAGUCUUUACUUUCCUCGCAAUAUUUUGUGGUUCUUUUUAGUAGGAUGCUUGUAGUCGGAGAGUGGUUGUGAUGCUUUUUCUAUUAUUAUUUAUUUUUUUAUGGUUCCAACAUUUGAAGGUUUUCUUUUUCUCCUGGAAACAUUGUUAAUAGUUAUUGUAUGAGAAAUUUUUAUUUAGAGUCA
Messenger RNA from Mercurialis annua (annual mercury), 1682 nucleotides. RefSeq names its product actin-7. The record is from RefSeq and is a predicted model, not a curated record. Lineage: Eukaryota; Viridiplantae; Streptophyta; Magnoliopsida; Malpighiales; Euphorbiaceae. Bases 123 to 1256 code for a protein of 377 amino acids. The transcript is spliced from 5 exons.